Molecule: messenger RNA, 312 nt
Organism: Gryllus bimaculatus (two-spotted cricket)
Lineage: Eukaryota; Metazoa; Arthropoda; Insecta; Orthoptera; Gryllidae
Source: the annotation of a GenBank genome assembly
AUGUGUUGGGGUUGGGCGCAUAAGGGCCGCAGGGGUAGGGGAAGUGAUGGGCAAAGAACAAAAGGCUUCAGAGUUCAAGCCGAUACGGCAAGAGGCUUUGGUCGCAGCUUAUCAUUCAUCGCUUUUACCCCAUAUGAAAAAAAGUACAUGGUCGUCAAAGUUUUGGCAAACAGAAGGAAGUCUCCUACCAAUCAGGGGAGAAAUGUCAAACUUGGGUCGAGUGCGGAAAUCUGCAAGGUAUAUAUAUUUGUGUAUACACCUGAAAGUGCUAACAUGAAACAUUGUGUUGAAGAAUUAAGGGCUUUUUUUUAA